AUUUCGCAACAUCAUUCAUUUUUCAAUAAGUAGUUGGCACAGAAUAGGUUGCAUUUCCCCAUAGACUUACAGCCAUCCUGUAGUGAAAUAGAACAUUCAGAUACUUGUACUUAAUCUUUUAUUUCUCCAGCUUGAAAUGAAAAGAGCACCAGUCAAUGAAACUGAAGGUCCUGCAGCUCCUGUAGCUCAGCCAAAGAAAGUGAAAACUCUUUAGCCCUGGGAAGUCUUCUCUGCACAUGCCUCCUGGUCCUUCUGCACUCCCCAUCAUUGGCAACUUGCAUUUGCUGGACAUUACAAGGCAAGAUGUAUCAUUUAUAAAGCUUUCCAAAACGUAUGGUCCAGUCUACACACUCCACUUUGGUUCGCGGAAAGUCGUCGUGCUGGUUGGCCAUGAGGCCGUGAAGGAGGCCCUUCUGAGCAAAGACAACGAGUUCAUAAAUAGGCCCUACAUCCCCAUCUUCUACCACAUCCAACAUGGAAAUGGCAUAUUCUUUUCUGAUGGGGAUUUGUGGAAAACCAUCCGCCGCUUCACCUUGGCCUGCAUGCGGGAGCUCGGGAUGGGGAAGAACCUAAUGGAGAGGAAGAUUCAGGAAGAGCUCCACUUCCUGAUUGAGAUGAUCAGCUCUCAUAAAGGUGAACAGUUUCCAUUAAAGGCUUUCAUUGGUGCUCCAACAAACAUCACCUUCAUUGUCCUGUUUGGAGACAGGUUUGACUAUGCUGACCCGACCUUUGUCACUUUCCUGGGACUCAUUGACGAAGUGAUGACCCUUUUGGGAAAGCCGUUUUUGCACGUUUUCAACGCCUUCCCAUACCUUGGAUUCCUACUGAAACCACACAAGAUGAUAUUGAAGAAAAUUGGGGAAACCAAUGCCAUUCUGCACAAAUACAUCCAGGUCGCCAAGCAAAGUGUCAGUGAGAACUCCAUGGGGAGCUACAUUGAUGGACUUCUGUUCAGACAGAAGGAAGAGGAAAAAAGCGAAUCCAAGAAAAUGUUCUAUGAUGCCAACAUAACAGCAUCAAUCCUUGACCUCGUCAUGGCUGGGACAGAGACCACAGCCACCACAAUGCAAUGGGCCAUUCUGAUGAUGAUGAAAUACUCUGAGAUUCAACGGAAGGUGCAGGAGGAAGUCAAGAGGGUCCUUGGCUCAGAGCGCGUCCCUACCUACGAAGACAGGAAGCGCAUGCCCUUCACCUUGGCCGUGAUCCAUGAGGUUCAGAGGUUCUCUUCCGUUGUUCUACAGUUCCCGCGCUGCACCGCUGUGGACACGCACUUCCGAGGCUACGUCAUUCCCAAGGGCACGAUGGUGAUCCCUUCUCUCACGUCAGUGCUUUAUGACGAAACACAGUGGGAAACCCCGCACAAGUUUAACCCCAACCACUUUCUGGAUGCUGCAGGGAACUUUGUGGCGAAAGAAGCCUUUGUUCCUUUCUCAAUAGGCCGAAGGAAUUGUGCUGGGGAGAGCUUGGCCCGGAUGGAGAUCUUCAUUUUCUUUGUGGGGCUGCUCCAGAAGUUCACCUUCCGACCUCCUCCCGGGAUGACCGAGGCAGACUUGGACCUCACUUUUGAGCCGGCCUUCACCCGGCGGCCGAAGCCCUACACCACCUGUGCCAUCCCCCAGGAAUAGACCGGAGGGUCCAAGUGCAAGCAUCUCAUCUCCCCACCAACAUAUCUGCACGGAGCCAGAUGUAAACGCCCGUUAUAAUAAGGGCAGAUUCUGAUAGAGCGUCUUGCCUGUCUUUUAUUAUUGCUAGCUAAAAUCCAGUCUUGAUGAGCAUUUCCUUGCUCAUCCCCUCUGAUCUGAUGGAAACAUAAUUCCAGUUGUAAUGGAGGAGUUGUUCAUAAUUAGGGCAUCGUUACAGAUUAGAUAAAGGCCCAUCCUUUCUCAACUCUGACUACUUGCCCAAAACAUCUCCAAUAAGGCAAUUAUCUCUUCCUGGAAAUCUGUACUCCAGGUCUAUUUUUUUCUGGCCUACUUCUGAUGGACAUUAAACCAGUGUCAGGGAUUGUAGUGACUUAUAUAUUAUUGAAUUAUUACAAUAUUUUUCUAUCCCUUUCCCCUUGUAUGAUGUCCUGGGAUAUCCAAGGAUCCCAGGACAUCACACCAGUAGGAGCCCCCAAUGGCACAAUGGGUUAAACCCUUGUGCCGGCAGAACUGAAGACACACAGGUUGGAGGUUCGAGUCUGGGGAGAGCGUGGAUGAGCUCCCUCUGUCAGCUCCAGCUCCCCAUGAGGGGACAUGAGAGAAGUCUCCCACAAGAAUGAUAAAACAUCAAAACAUCCAGGUGUCCCCUGGGUGUCCUUGCAGACGGCCAGUUCUCUCACACCAGAAGCGACUUGCAGUUUCUCAAGUCGCUCCUGAUAUUU
Molecule: messenger RNA, 2365 nt
Organism: Anolis sagrei ordinatus
Lineage: Eukaryota; Metazoa; Chordata; Lepidosauria; Squamata; Anolidae
Source: RefSeq, a predicted model, not a curated record